AUGGCCUGGCAGGGCUGGCCCGGGCCGUGGCUGUGGGUCACCGGCUGCGGGCUGCUGCUCUUCGUCUGCGUCCUGCUCCUGAGCCCCCGCGGUUGCCGAGCGCGGCGGGGCAGACGCGGCCUGCUCAUGGCGCGCAGCCAGCGGCUGCUCUUCCGAAUCGGGUACAGCCUGUACACCCGCACCUGGCUCGGGUACCUCUUCUACCGACAGCAGCUGCGCAGGGCGCGGAAUCGCUACCCCAAAGGCCACUCCAAAACCCAGCCCCGCCUCUUCAACGGAGUGAAGGUGCUUCCCAUCCCCGUGCUCUCGGACAACUACAGCUACCUCAUCAUUGACACCCAGGCCCGGCUGGCUGUGGCUGUGGACCCUUCAGACCCUCGGGCUGUGCAGGCUUCCAUUGAAAAGGAGGGUGUUACCUUGGUGGCCAUCCUCUGUACCCACAAGCACUGGGACCACAGCGGAGGAAACCGGGACCUCAGCCGGCGGCACCGGGACUGUCGGGUAUAUGGGAGCCCUCAGGACGGCAUCCCUUACCUCACCCAUCCCCUGUGUCAUCAAGAUGUGGUCAGCGUGGGACAGCUUCAGAUCCGGGCUCUGGCCACCCCUGGCCACACACAAGGCCAUCUGGUCUACCUACUGGACGGGGAGCCCUACAAGGGUCCUUCCUGCCUCUUCUCAGGAGACUUGCUCUUCCUCUCUGGCUGUGGACGGACCUUUGAGGGCACCGCAGAGACCAUGCUGAGCUCGCUGGACACUGUGCUGGGGCUGGGGGACGACACCCUGCUGUGGCCUGGUCAUGAGUACGCAGAGGAGAACCUGGGCUUCGCAGGUGUGGUGGAGCCCGAGAACCUGGCCCGGGAAAGGAAGCUGCAGUGGGUGCAGAGGCAGCGGAUGGAACGCAAGAGCACGUGCCCAUCCACCCUGGGAGAGGAGCGCUCCUACAACCCAUUCCUGAGGACCCACUGCCUGGCGCUGCAGGAGGCUCUGGGGCCAGGCCCGGGCUCCAUGGGGGACGAUGACUGCUCCCGGGCCCAGCUCCUGGAGGAGCUCCGCCGGCUGAAGGACAUGCACAAGAACAAGUGACACCCCAGCCCAGCCCAGCCCACCCCCACAGUGGGGAGGCCACCCAUCACCGCACCUCGCCACCCCUUCAACACUAACACCACCACUUCCAUCGGCGCCCAUGGUGGGCAUCAUUUCCCCACGCUUGUCAGAGGGAGGAGAGGGAGACUGGGAGGAAGGGGGCUGGUUCAAGGCUUGGGGACCCCACAGCGGGAGGCUGAGUCACCAAGGGUGAGAGGAAAGAAGAGGCCUUGGGACAUCUCCAGACCUGCUAACUGGGAAGAUCCCCUCCUCCCUUCCCCUACUCCUAGGACAGCAGCGAGGACAUGGAUACUGCUGUUAGCUCCCCCCUCGGGAGGCCUCACCUCACUGUUGUCUGGAACCCAGGGCAGCAGGAGCCCAGACCAACUUGAGUCCAUCUUCCCCCUUCCUCAUCCGGGGUCGGGGAAGAAACUCAGCCCCCUAAAGUGGCCCAAGUGUGGUGCCUUGGAAGAGGGGUCACUCAGAGGGGCGGCUAGACUCUGGUUUACUGAGACUCUGUCCCUCCCCCAGCCUCUCUGCUCCCAGCCCAUCCCUGCAAAGGCAUUUUUCAGACAGACCUAUUCCUGAGAACACCAAAAGGGCUGGAAUUGUGGCUGUUUGGCCAGUCUCUGCCUAAGUGGCUCCCCUGUAGCCUGGAAGAGGGAGGGCCCUGGUGGCCGAGGAAACAUCGACCUCAGGCUGAGGAGGCACAAGAGGCUGGGAUGUGGAGCCCAACAGUCUUGCAGGUCACAUGCUCUCACCAUACAUCUGGCCGGGUCCUGCCCGCUGGCCUCUGCCCCUGACUUGGGCCAAAAGGGCCCCUCCUUCCCAGGGAGGAGAGAGCACGGUCCCCAGGGCCACUACGGGUUUCUCAUUUUGGCCCUUAUUCUUGGGAACGUCUGCCUGCCUUCCUCUACUAACUUAAUCUCUUUUGCUUUAUCCUCAAUCCCCUUUCCUCUUUUAGUUAAUAAAGAUUUAUUUGUUUUGUUUAUUUUUUUCUUUCCCCUCUCCCCUCCUCCCGCAGUUUAAAGAUUUAUUUUUUAACCCUGACUUUUAUCUUGGCCCCAUCCCAACUGGGGAGAGGAGGGCUCUGUGCAGCAGAGUGCAGAACUCAGAAGUUGGGAGCAAAGGCCUGAGAGAGCGGCAGCUGCCAGGACCCCAGGCCUGGCUUCCCCAUCUGCUCACCCCUCCUGCAGCUCUGCCUCUCCUCUGCUCUUGGUCCAGGCCCCUUUGGGGCCACAGUGAGGAACCGUAUGGUCCUCAAGCAGGCAGACCUUGGGUCAGCCAGGAGCCUUCUCUUCCUGUGUCGAAGCCUUCCCUCAGGCUCUGCUCACCUCUGGUGACCCGCUGAAAUGCCCCCUGCCCUCAGUUUCCCCUUAUCAUCCGGCCUCUGCUGCUCUCUCCAGCCACAGCCUCUGGUACCCACUCUAGCGAUACUACCAGACUAGUUAAAGAGUUUCCUGCCCCAGGACAUGCAGUUUCACGCCUCUGUGCCUUCGCUCAUUCUAAUGCUGUUUCUUUCGACUGGAAUGCCUUCCCUGCUCCUCCUGCCUUGUCUGCCUGGCAAACACCUAUUCAUCUCUCAUGAUCCCAUUAAAGGCCCCCUCCUCCAGGAACGCAACCCCCAUGCCCCUCCCUUCAAGGCUACCUCUGCACUUUGUAAAUGCUUCUCUUGUGGCACUUAUCCCACUGUUUUACUUGUUUACAUGUUUGUCUUCCCCUCUAGACUGAAUCCUUAAGGGCAUGGACUGUAUCUUAUGCAUCUCUGUAUU
Cynocephalus volans (Philippine flying lemur) is the source of this 2855-nucleotide messenger RNA. It is a transcript of the gene PNKD, whose product is annotated as PNKD metallo-beta-lactamase domain containing. Gene Ontology annotation, molecular function: hydroxyacylglutathione hydrolase activity. The record is from RefSeq and is a predicted model, not a curated record. NCBI's taxonomy places the organism in Eukaryota, Metazoa, Chordata, Mammalia, Dermoptera, Cynocephalidae. Gene Ontology annotation, cellular component: mitochondrion. Bases 1 to 1083 code for a protein of 360 amino acids. The transcript has 9 exons.